CUAAUUAGCAAACUGCAAAAUUAAUUAAAGUACACUCUAAAUACCAAGUUCAUUUAUACAUAUGUCAGAUAACAAUAUCCGGCGAAGAUUUCCGGUGAGCCGGAGAACUUCCAGCAGAGCACUAAAACCGUCGCCGUCGGGUAGUCGGAGGUAUACGCCUGUGCCGGUGAAUCGCCGGUCAUCGAAGCAGCACAGGGAUACUAAUUAUAAGGCAUUAGAGAGAAGCAAAUCGGAGCCUUGUGUUUUGAAAAUUGGAUUUGUUGACUUUGAAGAUGAUGAUCGCCGGGAUGCGAUGGCGCAGUCGUUGGAAAUACUUUUCCGGCCACAAACUUGUUCGGAUUUAUUCGUGUCGCCGGAUUAUCUGAUUUCUGGAUCUCCGCCGAGUUUUCAGGGGUAUAAGAAGGAUGCAAAAGUUGUGGUUAAUGUGACAGUUGAAGGAAGUCCAGGGGCAGUAAGAACAAUGGUGAAGUUGGGAUCAAGUGUUGAUGAGACAAUAAGGCUUGUGAUUGACAAAUAUAGUGAAGAAGGCCGGACUCCUCGUCUUGAUAAAAACAGAGCUCAUUCAUCUUUUCAAUUGUACCAAUCUCACUUCAGUCUUCAAAGCUUGAGCAACACAGAUGUGAUUGGAGAUGUUGGGAGCAGAAGUUUUUAUCUUCGAAAGAGUAAUAGUAAUGGAAGUAAUCAAGAAAUAACUACAGAUCAGAUUGCUCCUGUUAAGGCAAAUGCCCAAUCACUCAUUGUCUUCGAUGGAUUCUUUGGUCGCAAGAUAAAUAAAAUCAUUAGAAGAACAUGUAGGCUGUGGAAAUUUCUUGGUUGCAUGCAAUGACACAACAUGACUCGUAACAAAGGUGAACUCAGAAUUUUACUUAUUAUACGAUAGAGUAGCAUGAGUAUUUGAUUUGCUACUCGAUCAACAUAUUAUACGAUAUGUUGCAUGGUGAUAUUAUCCUUCCAUGUUAUUUUUAUUAUCAUCCAAACAGUAAUGGAUCACUGUAAGAUCCAUUCAUUUAUAAAGCAAAAUAUUGUAUA
Solanum stenotomum is the source of this 1029-nucleotide messenger RNA. RefSeq lists its product as uncharacterized. The transcript has 3 exons. The coding region runs from base 62 to 826 and encodes 254 amino acids. The record is from RefSeq and is a predicted model, not a curated record. NCBI's taxonomy places the organism in Eukaryota, Viridiplantae, Streptophyta, Magnoliopsida, Solanales, Solanaceae.